This is a messenger RNA of Drosophila eugracilis, 1431 nucleotides long. RefSeq names its product transcription factor Ouib. Gene Ontology annotation, cellular component: nucleus. Lineage: Eukaryota; Metazoa; Arthropoda; Insecta; Diptera; Drosophilidae. The record is from RefSeq and is a predicted model, not a curated record. The transcript is spliced from 4 exons. Gene Ontology annotation, biological process: regulation of transcription by RNA polymerase II. The coding region runs from base 57 to 1418 and encodes 453 amino acids. Gene Ontology annotation, molecular function: DNA-binding transcription factor activity; zinc ion binding; RNA polymerase II cis-regulatory region sequence-specific DNA binding.
CAUGAUGCAUUUGGAGCAAAAGUAAAGCCGCAUUUGCUCGAAAAUAAAUAUAAAUAAUGUCGCUGCAAUGUAGGUCGUGUGGUGAUAAAAUAUAUACCAAAAAUUCUGUUAAUAUUUUCGAAGGAUCUAGUGAUAUUAUUAAGCAAGUCACUUUGCUGACGGGCAUAGUGCUGACUGACCAACACAAGUUGCCUAGAAAUAUGUGUGCCUGUUGCGUUGUUAGCCUAAAAAGUGCCAUAGCAUUUAGAGAGCUCUGUAUCAGAACUCACACCCUGCUGUCUAACAAUUUGAAGAAGUUAAAAGCCAAAGAUGACAAGGAUUCAGGGGAUCCGCUGAAUAAGACAAGAGAAUCAGUGGAAUUGGAAAAGGAUAGGGAUGAGGACGAGCAGGACGACAUAGGCGAAGAGGACAGGAGUUAUUCCGAAGAGGAAUACUGCAGUACCUAUUACGAAGACGAUCAGAACGCGGAAUUCAAGAUCGAGGAAGACCAAAACGAUGACGAACAGAACGAUGAAGACCAAAACGAUGACGACCAGAACUAUGAUGACCAGACCGAUGAAGACCAGACCGAUGAAGACCAAAACGAUCAAGGCCUAAUCGAUGACGUCCAGUCUGAGGAAUAUUUCGAUGUAAAUAACCAAGAGAUGUCUGAACGUGAAGAGGAAAUAUCGGAAAAUGGAAAGAAUAUUAAGAACAACGGAAAAGAGAUCGAGGAAUACCGCCCCAACGACGACAGUAUGGAUGAUUCAAAUGCGGAAACCUCAAGUCAACCGCCAGGAUCUGAGUUCGACCCUGAAGAAUAUCUUCUUUUCGAUGAAAAAUCUCAAGAUGGUUCAUUAAGCUGUUCUUCAGAUGAAGAAGACGAAGGAGCGCUCACAUCAAAGACCAUAAACAAAAAUUCUCAAUCUUCUGGAAAACGGAAGAGAAAGAGGUACAUAUGCAAUAAAACCUAUGUUUGCGAUCAGUGCGGCAGGAAAUUCAACGAUAAGGGUAAUCUCAAUUUGCACGUACUUCGUCAUACAGGAGUGCGGCCAUUUAAAUGUCCAGAAUGCGACAAAAAAGAAUUCAACAUGUACCUGCUAAAUAUACAUAUCCGGGUGAAACAUCGUGGAGAGAAACCAUUUGCCUGCAAAUACUGCGGCGAGUGUUUUGUGAACAGUACCAAGCGAAGUCGGCAUCAAUUGAGGACACACGAGCACAAGGUUAAGCCAAAGCCUUUGAAGUGUCAUUCUUGCGACUUGCGGUUUGAGAUACUUUCUCAACUGAAGAAGCACGAGGUUGUGCACACCGGGGUACGAAACUUUUCCUGCAAACUUUGCGACAUGUCCUUUUCCCGCAACUCGAAUCUAAAGACCCACUUUAAAUCUAAACAGCAUAUGAAAAUGGAAGAACAUAAUAAAUUUAGAAAAAUUAAAUAAAUUUUCUGCCAAA